Molecule: messenger RNA, 1431 nt
Organism: Exophiala bonariae
Lineage: Eukaryota; Fungi; Ascomycota; Eurotiomycetes; Chaetothyriales; Herpotrichiellaceae
Exons: 1
Coding region: 1-1431 (476 amino acids)
Molecular function (GO): oxidoreductase activity
Source: RefSeq, a predicted model, not a curated record
AUGGCAUCGAACGUGUAUGAUGUGAUUGUUGUCGGAGCAGGAUUGUCGGGCUUACAAGCAGCGCUGGACAUACAACAGGCUGGAUUGAAGUGCCUUGUUCUGGAAGCAAGAGAUCGUGUGGGUGGUAAGACACUCUCAUUGCGUUCUAAUAUUUCCGGUCAGGCUGUCCUCAAGUCGGAACUGGGAGCGGCAUGGAUCAACGAUACCAACCAGAGCAGCAUGUGGAAGCUUGCGCAGGAACUCGGUCUCAAUACCUAUCAGCAGAACAUCAUUGGAGACGUGGUGGUUCAAGAUACCGAUGGGUCAUUGAUCAAGUUCCAAUAUGGCGAUGUUCCCAAGUAUCCUUCGGUGGAGGACACUGCUUCAUGCAUCGCGAUACGAGAUUUAGUCCAUGAGGCUUCCGUCUCUCAGUCACCGUCGAUCUUCUUGGAUGGUCCACACCGUCAAUACCUCGACACCAUCUCCUUUGAGACAUAUCUGCGAGAAGCAAAAGUGACUGCGAAAGGAUUUGCGACGGCACAAGUCUGGACACAUGCUAUGGUGGGUUGCGAUCCUAGCGAGGUUUCUGCCUUGUACUUUCUAGAAUAUUGUGCUGCAGGUGGCGGCUUGAUGACUAUGCGAGGCGAUGGCAAGCACGGUGGUCAGUAUCUUCGAGUUCGUGAAGGCACGUCCGCAUUCGCGGAGGGAAUGGCUCAAAAACUGAUAGCAGGUUCUCUGAAGCUUCAAAGUCCUGUAGUGUCAAUAACACAAGCAGCAAGCAACGGAAGCGUCUCAGUAACAACGAGAAGUGCUGAUACCCGAACGUUCCAGGCCCGCAGAGUCAUCAUCUCCGUGCCCACACCAGUGUAUAAGACAAUUGCAUUCAGUCCACAGCUUCCACCAGCGAAGACGGCGGUCACAAACCGUACACGGUACGGCUUCUACACAAAAUACAAUGUGACAUUCCGCCGUCCAUUUUGGUUGGACAAGAACCACUGCGGUUUAGCACAGUCGUUCAUCGGACCCAUUUCGGUGAUUCGUGACACCAGCCUCGAUGACGGCAAAACGUAUUGCUUGACAUGCUUCAUGGGAGGCAAGUUCGGGAGGAAAUGGGCAGCACAGGAUGCUGAGGGAAAGAAACGCUCAGUUCUGAAGCAAGUAGCGGAUAUCUUCGCCGAUGGUACGGACAUCAGUGAUCUCUUUGUAGAAGCAUUUGAAUCACCAUGGAUGGAAGAGGAGUAUUCUGGCUGGGGUUGCCCAUGCCCUGUGACGCCUCCAGGGGUCCUGGCAGAGGCAUGGGACGCUAUGUGUGCGCCAUUUGGAAAUUUGCAUUUCGUGGGCACAGAGCUUUCAAGAGUCUGGAGAGGCUACAUGGAAGGUGCGGUACGGUCUGGAAGUUCAGGUGCCGCAGAAACCCUGUUGGGCUUGAAGGCUACCAAUCCGAAGCUUUAG